UAUUUCGAUGCUGACGACAAUGGUGUUCUCAUCGUCCAUCCAUCCAUAGCGGCCCACAUCGAGGCUGCUAGGGUUUUGCGAAGCGAUCCCUUACGCCUCGGAUCUGAGAAGGGGAAGCGAAGGCACGGGCCAUGGACGGCGGCGACGAGGGCGUCGUCGUGGCUCCAAUAGGCGACGAAUCUAUGUGCUCCAACGGCGGCGCCGUGGACGAUCCGCGCCGGCCGCCGGCGAGUUCAGGCAAGGCGGCCGCAGGCGGCGGUGAGCAGAUGGACUUGGAGGCUUACGUUGCGCUCUACACAGGUCGGACCAGGGUGUCGCGGUUGCUCUUCAUCGCCGAGCGGUGCGGCAACGAGGGGAUGCAGCUGGAGGCCCUCCGCAUGGCCCACGACGAGAUCAAGAAGGGGGAGGAUUCGCACCUCUACCGGGAGGUCAUUGCCAAGAUCGGCGGCCGGCUCGGUCCGCUGUAUGCCCUCGACCAGACGUGGGUGGACAUGGUCGAUCGCCGCGCCGAGGCGCGCAAGGAGAAGCUCGAGAACGAGCUCAAUUCCUAUAAGACAAAUUUGAUCAAAGAAAGCAUCAGAAUGGGUUUCAAUGAUUUGGCAGAUUUUUUCUAUGCCCAUGGUCAACUUGGUGAUGCCUUCAAGAAUUAUGUCCGCACUCGUGACUACUGCACUAGUUCAAAACACAUAAGCCAGAUGUGUUUAAAUGUUAUCCUGGUCAGCAUUGAGUUGGGCCAAUUCAUGCAUGUAUCCAAUUAUGUAAGCAAAGCAGAGCAAGCACCAGAGCAGGUGGACCCUAUAACCCAUUCAAAACUACGAUGUGCUGCUGGGUUGGCUUACAUGGAAACAAAAAAAUAUAAGCUCGCCGCUCGUAAGUUUUUGGAAACAGGACCUGAACUGGGUAACAAUUAUACAGAUGUGAUAGCACAACAAGAUGUUGCUACAUAUGGAGGACUUUGUGCACUUGCUUCUUUUGAUCGGACAGAGCUAAAGAACAAAGUCAUUGACAACAUUAACUUCAGAAAUUUUUUAGAGUUGGUGCCUGAAGUUAGAGAACUUAUUAAUGACUUCUAUGCAAGUCGCUAUGCCUCAUGCUUGGAGUAUCUUGAGAACCUCAAACCGAAUCUACUGCUGGAUAUCCAUUUGCAUGAUCAUGUCGAAACACUUUACACUGAUAUUCGGCACAAAGCCAUCAUUCAGUAUACGCAUCCGUUCAUUUCUGUUGAUUUACACACAAUGGCCGGUGCCUUCAAAACUAGUGUUGCUGGGUUAGAGAAAGAACUUGAAGCUUUAAUCACUGAUGACAAAAUUCAAGCUCGAAUAGAUUCUCACAACAAAAUUCUUUACGCAAGGCAUGCUGAUCAAAGAAAUGCUACCUUCCAGCGUGUCCUACAAACUGGUGUGGAAUUCGAGAGAGACGUAAGGUCCAUGUUGAUGAGAGCCAAUUUGAUUAAACAAGAAAGCAUACUCAGGGCAGCAAGGAAACUUUGAAGCUGAAUGGUGAUUUCGUAGGUGGGAGGCUUUAGAUUUGCACCUGAUGUGAAUGAAAGAUGAUGUUUUUUUUUCCUCCUUUUUUUGCAUUUUGACAUCAAGUCCAUGAUUAAUUUUGGGGCAUCUACAUGUACUUGCAGAGCAGGGACCUGCGUUGGUAAUCGUUAUGUUGUUGUAUAUACUUGGAGGAAGAAAAUUAUCCACAGACAGCCAAAUUCAUGUUUUAACA
Musa acuminata AAA Group (dessert banana) is the source of this 1719-nucleotide messenger RNA. Its product is annotated as COP9 signalosome complex subunit 1-like. The coding region runs from base 132 to 1490 and encodes 452 amino acids. Gene Ontology annotation, cellular component: COP9 signalosome. The transcript is spliced from 6 exons. The record is from RefSeq and is a predicted model, not a curated record. Lineage: Eukaryota; Viridiplantae; Streptophyta; Magnoliopsida; Zingiberales; Musaceae.